AUGUCCGUCUCGAGAGCAGACCCUAGCCUCCCAUACCCUUCCUGGUUCUCAUACCUCGUGGCCGUGCCACCUCCCCCGAGUCCGCGGGAGAUUAAGGACUUCGUCUUUGGCGGUCGCGAUUCCAAGGAGUCGCUUGACCCGUACAGGCGGGAGGUGCGGGAAGGGCAGGUACAAUGGUGCCUGGCGGUGCUGCUGCUGGUGAUCGCCUCCGUGUUGCUCGUCGUAAUCCUUGUGGAGGAAGCUUCCGAGCAACCCACUGGGUCACAGAUGCUCAUCACACACUUUCCCCUGCUUCCAAACUCAUCAGCCCCUGCAUUAGCUAAGUGGCUUCCCCUCAAUACCUCUGUUGAGGCGAACACGUCAACCGGCAUGCUAUUGAAUGCUGGGAUCAAGGAAACUAAUUAUAGCUUAGACAAAAGUGCUGCUGGCGCAUCAGAGCGUGAGGCGCCAUAA
Molecule: messenger RNA, 453 nt
Organism: Closterium sp. Yama58-4
Lineage: Eukaryota; Viridiplantae; Streptophyta; Zygnematophyceae; Desmidiales; Closteriaceae
Source: the annotation of a GenBank genome assembly